AUGGAAUCGAAAGAUUUCUACUUGGAUACACAGAAACUACGAUUGAACGACCUUUCACUUUCUCCAGCUCAAAUAAGACGAGCAGGUAGUCCACAAGAAAACGACGGUUGUGAUACCCUCACUUUGACAGCUGAUGAAGCCGUCUUUCUUCAAGCAUCAUGGCAAAGGGCCAUUGCGACAACCGAUGUUGGAGCAGAGUUGGUCAUCAGACUUCUGAACGACAAACGAUCACUAUUCAAGUCUUUACUCGAAAGUCAUACUGGUCAUAUCGAUAUCAAGAAGUUUACUGUUGAUGUUGUCAACCGGGAUUUGAAGCGAGCUAAAGAAGUUGGACAAGGAGUUGUACGAUUCUUCACGAAGGCUCUAGACUGUUUGGGUGAGCCAGAUGCGUCGGAAAAAAUUCGCCAAAUGAGUUUCGAUCUCGGUGUUCUUCACUAUCGAAUGCGGGUGUGGUUUCAGGCCGAAAAUUGGCUAUGUGUCAAAAACAGCCUGCUCACUGUUAUUUUGGACAUCAAUCCUAUUAGAGGUGCUCAUUUCAUAAUUGUUUACUUAGCGCGAAUCUGUAAAUUCAGCGUUGGCUUGCAAUCAUUGACGUGUGGUGAGGACAUACACACUGGAGUAUUGCAGAUGUUGCGAAGUAUAGUGAUGCUACAAUAA
Haemonchus placei is the source of this 657-nucleotide messenger RNA. The record is from the annotation of a GenBank genome assembly. Lineage: Eukaryota; Metazoa; Nematoda; Chromadorea; Rhabditida; Trichostrongylidae.